AUGUCGCCGGGUCUCUUGUCACUGACGAGUUACGUUGUUCCGCCCUCCUUGACGCCGGAUGCCCUUUCAGCCGCCCUGACCGUCGCACUAAAAAGUUCUCCGACGCUGAUUCUUCGCGGGCUGCUUGAGAAGCGCCUGUUUCCUUCAGCUGCGGGGGUUGGGGCGAAGCUGCUUUCUCUGCUUCUCCUAGAGCGUUUCUUCCUUCUCUCUGCGCCGUACCGUGCGGCGGUCGCUGCCUCCUCUCUGUUUUCGUCUUCGCCGCUGGGGAAGGUUUGUUCGAUUCUCUCCGAUCUCUCUCUACUCUGUCUCUUUUCCUCUCCGGAGGAGAGCGACGCGCAAGCCUCGGCUCCGUGGCUGUUCCACGUCCCCCCGUCCCCAGCGCCCAGUGCAAAGAAGGGCGGGAAGCCGACCAAAAGGAAGAGCGGCGCAGAAUCCCGUCUCUCCUCGCAAGUCGCGAAGGCGCAGCGGCGGGCGCUCCGCUUCUUCCCCCGGGACGCACUGCCUGCACACCUGCGGCUCUGUGGCCAGGCGGCCGCGAGGUGUCUCUUUGCAGGUGUCUCCGUGUCGGGCGCUGACCCGCCGCAGGUCGUGAAGAAGUUCCGGUCUGCCGUUUCUCACGUGCGCUCCGUCGGUUUGAGUUUCGUCAAAUUCGCUUCCCCCCGCGCGUCGUCGUCCCCUCUUUUCUCGCCCUCGGCCCUUCUCGCGCCUGUCCCCUUCACCCUCGAGGAACUCCGGGAGGCAGUCUCCAUCGACGAGCCGCUCCUGGCCGCGACGCUCCUUCUCCAGCAAGUCGACCAGGGCUGGCUUGAGCCGCUGUCGGACUUGGCGUCUCUCGGCGAGCAGAGCCUCCCUUCCGCCGAGAGAGCGCUCCUCGCCGCAGACCGGGACACCCUAGGAGGCGCAGGGCGGAGCGAAGACGGCCGCGGGGACCAGCCGGUGACCGUCGAGAGCUCGAUUGGGCGAGAGAGGGAAGACGACUAUGGGGAGGACGGCUGCCGCGUGGACACGACGAACUUCCUGCCUUCCGAUUUAGACGACUUCUUCGCUAACAGAGAUCCAUCUUUCAGUUCCGUCGACGUCUCGCCACUCUCCACAUCGCUCGCCCCCAGCUCUCCUGUCGCCUUUCCCGCGCCCCAGGAGCAGCGAAAAAGCCGCCAGGCCGAUACGCCUUCGACGCGACUGCUGCAAGCGUCCCCCUCAGCUGGCCCUGAGGCCGCGCCUGCGAGCGUUUUGGUUUUCGAGGGAGACGCCGACCGCCUGAGCUCGGGGAGUCUCUCUUUGUCGCACGUUUCCUCGGUCUCGUCGUCCUGUUCGCGCGCUCGCCACGGCCUCGAGAGCGGAGAAACGCCUGCGCAAGCUCUGGGCGUCGCCGACGACGCCCGAGACGCAUGCGGCCGUGCAGCAUGGGUGCCUGUUCACGUCCCCCUGACCGCUGCAGCUAGCCAGAGACCCGAGAGUGGGAGUGAACCUGCGUCGACGCUUCUGUGUUUGUCGACUGCGGGACUGGAGGGCGGAGAAACCCGCAGGGAUCCAGGAGCCGGAGACAGGAAAGGCGGAGACCCAGAGCCGGUCGAAGCCGAGUCGCUCGCUACCUUCGUCGGCGGCCCCGGGCGAGGCGCCCACGCAGACUACUCGCAGGAGUCUACCCUCUCGGCGGCGCCGGACUUCCGCACUGACGAGACGAUGGGCGUCUUCAAAAAACACUCGAAGAAGACUCCGCCGGCGGCCAAGAGCGCCGCGACUCCGCCCCAGCCCGCGCGGCCCCGGCAGUCUCCAGGAGCCCCGGGCACUCGUGCCUCCACGCGCGCGGCCGAUGCGGGAAGCGAUUGCAGCGACGACAAGAAGACGCUCGAAGAGGUGCUCAGCGGGGCCCUCUCGGCGGCCGAGUUCCUCCAGGAAAUGGUGCGGCAAGAAGACGCCCAGCUGGAGACCUCAGACUUUGGCACGGCAGCUGAGCGCGCUCUCGACGAGUGCACGUCGAUGCUUGCAGGGUGCGCCUCAGUAUGCGGGAAGAAACAGGCUCGGCUGCAGGAAGAAGCGGCGAAGGCGGUCGACGACGGAAGAAUGGACGACUUUGCUACCAUCAGCAAGGUCAUGGACCAGUUGAGCUUUGCGCUGGAGGCGUACGAGGGCGGGAAGCGUCGGCUCGAGCUUUGGCGGCGCGAGUCUGACGAGCUUCAGCAGGUGGAGAGAGAAGCAAAGAGUUCGAAAGACCCUUUGGAUCCCGCCCCGACGGAGUCUCCCGUCGCGGCUGUAGGCCGCACGGACUCUCCCGACUCGUCUGUCGCCUUCCCCUCGCAGUCCCCCUGGGACGUCGCCUCGCCGGCGAUUUCUCGGUCGGAGCCGCGUUCGGCGUUUUCGAUGCCUGUGGGAGACGACGCGGAGUCGGGAGGCGAGGAAGAAGAAGCGGUCUUGAAGCCCGCGAAGCCGGCGCCAUCGCGCCCUGCGCCUGCCUACGCGCCUCUCGAGUUGGUGCAGGACAACUGUUGGAGGAAAACCGAGAAAGAGAGCGAGAGGCAGAGCGAACCUGCUGGGCUCUCUGCGUCGUCGGGCGUCGGCGAGAAGGAGCAAAAGGAAGACGCCCGACGCGGCGAAGCCAAGAGCGCGGCAGAAGGCCCGCUGGCUGCGGCCUUCGACAGAGCAGCCACAAGUCUUGCGCGAGACGAGACGGGGAAGAAGGAGAAGAAGGAAAAGAAGAAAGAGAAGCCAGUUGAGAAGAAGCCUUCCAGGUCAAGGGACGGGGAGAAGAGCGACGACGCCGCGUCCGUAGGGAGCGGGACGCAGCGGAGACGGAAGAAAGAAGGACGAGAAGAGGGAAGGCGGAGACAGGAGACGAGCGAGAGCGUUCCUGCGUCGUCGGCUGCGAAGACCGAAGCUGAGACACGCAAGGCGGCCGCGCCUGCGGCUGCAGCUCCACAUGUGUCUCCGGCGUCUCUGCCUUCCGUAGCGUCCUUUGCGCAGAUCCCCGUGGGUUGGCCGGAGACGACGACUGACACUGGAGACGCGGAAGCGGAUUUCGCGGCGCUUCCGGGAGACCCUGACGAGUCCGAAGCGUUCCUGACGCCGUUUCAACGCACGAGAAGUUUCUUCGAAAAACAGGCGAAGAAAAACGCGCGAGCAGAGGCGUCGCGCCCGCCCUUCAACUCGGGCCGCCUCUCGGGGGAGGCGAAGCAACGCCCCGGAAAAGAGACACUGUCUGAAAGAAAGCAAGAGCCGUUCGAAUGGAAUGCCGAGGGAUUCGGCUUCGAAUCGUUCGAAGACGACAACUCUCUGUGGGAGGAGCGCGUCGGCGCAGGACGCGGCGAAUCCGCGCCUCUGUUGAGCACUUGGAACGCGUCUUCACUCUUCACAGUUCAAGAGGAAGACCGAUCGGAAGUCGAGGGCGAAGACGCCCGAUCAGCCGUCGCCUCGGCGGAGCCGCAGACUGCGCCUCCGCUCCCGGCACCUCGCGAGAAGAAAGGCAAGAGGGACGAGACGGAGAAGGAGCGCAGAAGGCGCGGCGAGUCUGGCGGCGGGGAAAUGCCCAGUCGAAGGGAGAAAAGCCGACGGAAUGGAGAGGCAGACUCGUUCUUUUCUGCGGCUGGCGCUCCGGAUGCCCCGAAAGAGAAGCGGAGGCGCGACCGAGGCGGCAGAGAGGCGACGCCUUCGCCCUUCGACUCCGCGCAGGCCGCGGGCCCUCGCGGCGAGGAUCUCCUUGUGGGCUCUGGGGGAGACGCAGUGCGGAGAGAGGAGACCGGAGACGCAAGCGACGGGAGCGCAGAAGGCUUCGACUGGAUCCGUGCGGCGUCGUAUCCGGUGCUGCCUUCGCAGCCGUCGAGUCCGUGCCAAGUGGGGCAAGGGAGAAACGCGAUGGAGGGAAGGAGUCGAGGCGGAGAGCGCGAGCAUCAGGCUGCGUCGUCGAUCACGACUCUCGACGAGAGAAGGCGUUCUUCGUCAGGUUCUUCCCCGUCUUCGCGCGGCCGCCGUCGGAGGCAGGUUUUGCCGUCGGGGGCGCACCAGGCUGCCGAGGAAGGCGAUGAGACGCACUCGCGUGCGCCUCCUCGUUUACAACCUGGACUCGCCUCCAAGCCAGGUAGACAUGGCCGGGACUCCUCGCCGCCGUCGGGGUCUCGGCCCUCGCGGCGGAGCCCGACGCGCGCUGCGUCGGCGCUGUCUCCGCGGCUCUCCUCGUACCCGCCCUGUCCCUUCACGGGUUCCUCCGCAUUUGCGCGGUCGCACAGCGAGAUGCGGCCGUUUCCUCGGAAUGGCGAGGUGACUUCCACUUUUGAAGACUUUGAGUUCUUCACGACUGCGUGCUCGGACCAAGACCUCUCUGGCGACUCCCCCUCGUUCCCCGCCCACUUCCCCGCUGUCUCUGGGUCUGCCGUCGGGCUCUCUGCACUGUCUCGCGACUCCGUCGGCGCGGCGCGGCGGAAACCCCGCGACCGCAGAAGCGGCGGCGAGCCUGGAGACAGUCUCCUUGCUCCGGAGCGAAGGCCGAGGGAGAAGCCAGGGAGAGGCGCCGCGGUGUGGGGCGACCUUCCGGCGCCGGCGACGGGAGAGACUGGCCCGGCGACGAGCGGUCUGCACUCCCGGGGCGCGAGCGCGAUUCCCCCCGAGGGCGACAGUGGUUUCGCCCAAGAGCGCGGGAGCGCAGGCUGGGAACGCGCGAGGCGGAGCAUCGAGGACGGGAAGGGGGCGACGGGCCCGGCGGGCCUCGAGGCGGAGGAGAGCGGGAGGCGGGAGGAAGACGCGUCGCGAUUCGAAGAGAAAGUGAAGCACCUUGAGGAGAAGAUCGAUCGGCUGCAGCGCCGGGAGAACGAACACUUUGCGGCCCUCGAACGGGAGCGGCGAGAAGCGGAGAAUCUCCGGCGGGCGAUGAAAGACUCGCUCGAGAGGAAGGCGCGCGAGUGGGAAGAAGAGCGAAACGACUUUCUGAAGAAAGAGGACGAACACGUCGCCAAGGUACAGAGUCUGAGUGGCCGCCUCGUCGAGGCGGACGCAGAAGCCAAGAAGCGAAGGGAAGAAAACGAACGGCUGAAAAACAACCUCCAGCAGAAAUGCGCCGCCCUCGAAAACGCGAAAGACAUGUGGCUGCGAGAAAGCGCACGCGCCUCGGCGCUCUCCGACCGACUCGACGAGGCGGAGGAGAAGAUCGCGGACUUGGAGACCAAGUUGGCGUCGCUGUCGGCCAAGUACGCGGAGAGUCUGCGCGAAAUCGAAGCGUUCAAAGUCCUCGUAGAUCCUCGAGGCUCGAGCAGCAACUCGAGUCGAGGUGGGCUGCAUGCGUCGCCCAGCGUUGCGUGCUCGCCAGCGGCCUCCGGCUUCUUCCCUUCUGGACGGGCGUCUCCGUUUCCGAGUGAAGCUUCGCGCAGUUCAAGGAAGAGUUUGAAGCCCGAGUCGGCGCUCCCCUCCGCCCUGGAACUCCGCGCCGGUGUCUCCGUUUCGGCGGCCCAGGCCUCUCAGCGCGGCGAGGGCGAGAGACGUGGCGCGGAUUUCAGCUUGGCGAGAGACGGCGCGUGGAAGAGCGACGAAGUGCCGCGCGAACCGGACGGCAGAUUCGUCUCGGCCCAGGAACUGUGGGGCCGCGAAGACGCCGGGCGAAACGGAAGGCGACAGGGAAUGGCGGAGGUCGUGCAAGUCGUCAAUGGGUUUGGAGACGACAACAUGCUCGGCGAUGCUUCGAACCCGCCGCCCUUCUCGUUCUACUCCGGCCCACCAGAGGCUGCGAGGACGGCUGGAGCUCCGCAGUCUUUUUCGCUCUCGACGCUCUCUGUCGCGUCCAUUGGAAGUCGACACGGAUCUGUCGCCUCGAGAAGAGAACGCGAAGACGCGAGGGCGCACGCGGGAAUGGUCCUCGUCAGCGACAACUUGCGCCGCCUCCUCCUCGUCGACGACGCUCUGCUCUUCGAAGACGACACCAUUCAGAUCGGCAUCAAGAGUGCGUACACCGGAUUGACAGGUCGAGUGUCGAUUUACUACGGCAACAAGACGAGCGGCCUCUUGCAGAACUUCGCGACUUCCUUCUUGAAUCCACAAGCUGAGUCGCUUCUUCUCCAAACUUCUGCGAUGCCUGCCAUUCUCGCGCCUAAGCAACAAAUCUGCCAGGAAGUGGCGCUCGAGUGUUUUGCCCCUUUCGACGAAUGGCCUUCGCUGCGACUGGAUUUUCUACUCGCCGACAAUACACCUCGCAGCGUGGCCGUUACGCUUCCGAUCGCUGUCUCGAAGUUCACGGAGGGACGCGACGUGGGCGCCGAGGAGUUCUUCGUCUUCUGGAAAAACGAGAGAUUCGUGUUGAAGGAAACCUCCUGCGUCGUCAAUCUCCAUCCGCGGUUCCGGGGAUCCCUGCUCACCGUCGCGCAGGCGUCCCAGCUGGGCAGAGCACUCUCGCUGUGUCGAAAGGUUGACCCGAACCCAGAGAACCUCGUCCUGGCCGGCGCGUUCCCUCCCAGCGCCUCCGACCAGGCGAUUCCUCUCUCGAUUGUUCUCGUGCGCCUCGAAAUGGGCCGCGGCAGACACCACGGGAAAUGCCGCCUGGUCGUGCGCUCCGACUGCCACGUCCUGAGUCGCGGAAUUCGAGAUCUCAUUAGUCUCCAAAUCGCCACGCCGCAACCUGCCGCCUUGCCUCUGUCUUCCAGCUGA
This is a messenger RNA of Neospora caninum, 6621 nucleotides long. RefSeq lists its product as hypothetical. The record is from RefSeq and is a predicted model, not a curated record. Gene Ontology annotation, biological process: vesicle-mediated transport; intracellular protein transport. The coding region runs from base 1 to 6621 and encodes 2206 amino acids. Lineage: Eukaryota; Apicomplexa; Conoidasida; Eucoccidiorida; Sarcocystidae. The transcript is spliced from 13 exons.